UAUCAUGAGGGACUAGUAAGUAAUGGAUCUGAAGGGGGCCUCCGGCUAUAUUCCUUGAAGUAAAAGGCGAAACAGGAAGUAUAUAUUCACACAUAUUGUUCUCAUUCUUUAAUUUUGUUUUCAACAAUAUUGUCACUAGGCCAGCCGUCACCACCAAGGAACCCUCCUCCCUCUUUCAGUUUCUAUCCAUUUUAUUGUGCAAAUACCGUCACAUUUAUAUUCACUUUUCCAUGAAAGACCAAGAGCAAUCACAAGACCCUCAGCGACAGCAACCCCCAUCACCCAAAAUGGGCGAAGACAAGCAAGCUCCCCCUCUCUAUCCUAAACCCAGGCCACCAAGCAAAAGCCAAGGAGGUGCAGGCCGGUCCUUUUGCUUAUGUAUUUUCAUCUUCCUCCUCUUAGCAGGAGCCACAGCGCUUACUGUUUGGCUCAUCUACCGUCCCCACAAGCCUCGUUUCACUGUUGUCGAUGCUGCUAUCUAUGAACUCAACGCCACCUCACAACCCUUCAUUUCCACUUCCAUGCAGUUCACAAUUGUUACAAGAAACCCCAACAGGAGAGUCUCCAUCUUCUAUGAAAAGCUGCAAGCUUAUGUUUCGUAUAGAAACCAACAGAUUACUCCUCCAGUGGACUUGCUGCCACUGUACCAUGAGACAAAGAGCACGGUGGUACUGUCUCCGGUGCUUGGUAGCGAGACGGUGCCAGCAUCGGCAGAGGUGGUGAACGGACUGAUGAUGGAUGAAGCUUACGGAGUGGUGGUGCUGAGGGUGGUGAUGUUGGGAAAGUUGAGAUGGAAAACUGGAGCUAUAAAGACAGGAAAGUACGGAAUUUAUGUGAAAUGUGAUGUUUGGGUUGGUUUGAAGAAGGGAGUAGUAGGGCAGGUGCCUUUGCUUGGCGCUCCUCCCUGUAAAGUUGAUAUAUGAAUUAUGUAGAGAUAUGUAUAUGUAUCUCUAUCUGCUUUAUCAGAUAUGAAGUAUGUUGAGGAACAUCAAACAUGUACUCCUAAGCAAUGUGAUCAGAAAAAUUAAUGCAAAGGGGUUUCUUCUUCACUUUUUCACUAUCAUCUUUGUUUCAGUUCGACUGCAGAUCAGUGUAAACUAUGAAGUAGUAGCUUCUAGUUUGUUCUGAAAUUUGUGUUUUGUCGGUUUACAAUUUUUGAGAUGGAUUGCCACAUGGCCCCAAAGUUUAGACGCAUGGCUCUACAUGCGUCUAAAG
Molecule: messenger RNA, 1215 nt
Organism: Durio zibethinus
Lineage: Eukaryota; Viridiplantae; Streptophyta; Magnoliopsida; Malvales; Malvaceae
Product: NDR1/HIN1-like protein 1
Biological process (GO): defense response to other organism
Cellular component (GO): plasma membrane; plasmodesma
Source: RefSeq, a predicted model, not a curated record